UGGAAAUACUUCUUCUUUCGUUUUCUUACUCGUUAACUUUAGACUUCAGCUCGCGAUUCACGACCGUUCAACGUACGCGUCGCGAGGGACGCGCGAGAAAUACUAGCCACCACAAUUCCUUCGAUCCGACUCAUGACACUUAUACCUCACUCAAUGACUCCUCUAUCACUUCUAUAACAAGUGUCCACGGGGUCUGCUGAGCGAUUGAGGUCUUUCAAACCAGGUGUUGCGGCCCGGAAACGCUCGCGAUGUCGUCUCAGGGCGUUGGACAAUCGCCCCAUCCACAAUCGCAAGAACCUCCGGCGAAGGCCAACGAUGGCAGCGACGAGGAUGGGGUCUCAAUUAGACCAAUGAGGCUCAAAGUUCUCUACACCUUCGACGAUCAAAACAAGACCAAUUGUCUGGCUCGGGGACAGGAUGUUCUUCAGAUAAAAACUGUCGCCUUGGACGAAACCACGACUAUAGGUAUAAUUGAAUUGAAGACUUGUAUCGAAGCUGUCGUUCAGUGCAGUCCCGAGAUUGUCGCAAGACUUGGCCAGGAAGAUUAUACCGUCUAUGCGUACGAUUACUCUGAAUACGAUACCCCUCUCGUAGGACAGGGCAUGCUUUCACGGACUCUGGCGGCUUCUUCUCUGACUCAGGACGCUACCGCUCAUCAAUUUCAAAAGCUCAUUACGGGGCGCGUCUGCAAAAACGUCCUUGGGAUUUUCAAUAAUGGCGUUAAGGAAACAUUGGAGGUCAAGUUGCGGCUGCUGCCUGUUCCAGUGGUAAUGCAGGGCGAAUACCUUAAUGCGAUAGAAAAGUAUAGAGAGUUGAACAAGCCAACUCCAAUAGGCUUCGAUCCUAAUGAAUGGGCAUCAUUGAUGGCUGGAAAAAUUGGAGGCCCUAUUCCCAAUGCUUCCAAUCAGCGAGGCGGCAUGAACAUGGAGGUGGUCAAUCAACUUCUCAGCCCUCAGUUGCAACAGCAGCAACAAAUUUCUAUAGACCAAUUCGGCCAAGCCACAAAUGCUGAGAAUUCCGGAAACGAAAGCCACGAAGGAACAACGAAAAACGGCAGAGCGAAGACAUCCCGCCCGUCCUCAAGGGCUUCUGUCAAGAGAUCGAGACCAAAGGGGCGCCAACAGAAGACUGCUGCAGCAAGUGGAAACACGUCUGGAUAUGAAGAAGGCACAGAUGGAGAUGACAGCGUAGCGCCAAGGAAGAGGGCGAAGAUCACCAAGGCGGACUGGAAUAGCAAAUCCUCGUUUGGCCCUUCAACAGACUCACUUCGAGUCGCUGCGAGCACUGCAGGCUCUCUGCGGGUUUUUCGGCCUAUAGCCAUGAGCCCGGCACCUAACGCGGUGACAGAUUUGCAGGAAGCCCCACGCGCUCCAACACCAGUGCCCAACUCGUCCAAGCAACACCUGGCUCGGGGUCGUGCGCCCUCCAAGAGUGGCCUUCGCCGAGAGUCAUUUACAUUUCAGAAUGAGCAACCCCGACAACACGUCUCUCCAUACCCUCCUCUCGAGCCUGUUGUAGGAACAGAGGACCAAGUCAGGUACUCGAUUGAAUCAGCAGGCCCGUCCCCGGAGCGUAACGUCAGUCCCGGCGAGACACCUCCAGAUAUUGGCUCGUCUCCACCAGUGAUGAGGACCUGUUCACCCAUGAGGUCUAGUCCACCUUGCCCCUCCAGUCCUAUUUUGCCUCAAAUGCCCAGAACCGAUUCGGGAUUUAUGAGUGGUUCCAUCGACGAACUUUUCGGGGAAGAUGAUGCGACGAUGCGUCCUGUCGAGGAUGAAGAUGUUGAGGUAGCUGCUAAACAUAAGCGGCGCCGUACUCCUCGACCUCCACCCGGGAAGAUCCACCAUGGAUUUGUUAUCGAAGAAGAGAUACCUGGUCCUAUGGAGCUGUUGCCCACCAGAGUACCCCCCUUUAGGCAACUCAAGCCCAAGCCUGCGCCCAAGGCACCAAAAUCUCGGACAGGCAGUGUAAUGUCUGAAGAUGGACAGCAAAGCCUUCCUCCUCUGAAGUCCGACAGCCUGCCACCAUCUCGUCGCCGGACACCAAGCCGCCCAGAUUCCGACCUCGCGGUGGCACAAUCUAAGGAAGGCUCUCAACCGUCUUUGCCUGAACCUCAACAAGCAGUUGCCCAUUAUCCGGGUCUUCCACCCUCAACUCAAUCUACCCAACCUCCACCUCCUGCGGCGCAGCCCCAGUCUCGUCCUGGAUCCAGAAUGAUGGUGCGGACUGCAUCAAUGGGCUCGCUUACUCUCCCUACUGUUCCUGCAAGCGAUCCUGUCCUACCAUCAUCAGGCCUUCAGCGAUCCCAGACAUCCUCUGAGGCCCCUCACCCAGUGACCGAGGCUCCUAUGCCCACACAAGUGGAUAUCCCUGUGCAGGCGCCAACUCUUAUGUCAAUGCCCAAUGAGCACAAUAAUGUACCUUACAGUCGUACGGUAAACGCCAAGAAGGUCGCAAUCAGACAAAAACUAGAGCAAGCAAUUGCUAAUGGUGAGAUGCCUCCAUUCUGCAGCAACUGUGGGGCCAUAGAAACCCCGACAUGGCGUAAAGCAUGGUCGCAGGAGCAUCAGGGAGCCCCGGGAUAUUACGAAUAUUCCGAUGAGCCUGGCCGGGUCACUGCCAUUGUCAUACGAGGACGUGAUAGUGAUGGGAGCCCCACUUCCUAUCAACUCAUCAAGAAAUUCCUGGGUCCCAACGAAUCUCAAAGUGAUUGGAACGAAUUUCUACUCUGCAAUCCGUGCGGCAUUUGGAUGUCGAAAUAUAAAAGUCAACGGCCGGAAGAAAAGUGGGAAAGCAAUAAGAACAAGGCGGACAGGAAUGGAGAGAAGAAGCGUCCUUCCUACCGUCAACCAAGGUCGAAGAAGUCGAACGGCGGCAAUGCUCAUCCUACCUCUGAAGGAAAUUUCCCUCCAUCAGAUGCCUACUUCCCUCCUUCAGAAGUCUGUUAUCCUAUCUCUGAGAUUCCUGGACAGGGCGUGUCAACUCCUGAAACGACCGACGCAACGCAGCAGCACGAUCUCCAGAUCCAAAGAGUUGAAAUCCCCCCCAACCGCCAACGAUCUACCAGUGCUCGUCCGAUGAAACGAUUACAUGCAAUGACAUCGGACGCUGCUCCCGCAGCACUGAGGCAGGCUAUUCAAUCAAGUCCGGCAAGAUGGGCAGGAACUCGUCACAGCCCUAUCGAGGUUGACGAGGAGCUUGGAUCUACUAGACGUCUCUUGUUUCCCUCGCCGAGGAAAGACGGAUCACCGAAAAUCUUGGGGGAGGUAGCAAGUAAUACUACUACAGACCAUUGCUCGCCCAAAGAAACCGGCGGCAAAGAGAAUUGUCCGCCUGCGUUGGAUGAAGACGCCGAUCCCGAGAUUCUCAAGCUCUUCGAGGAAGAAAUAACUCGGCCAACGACACCAGUUCAGAAAUCGGUAGCGCCAAAUCCGUUCAAGACACCGACUCGACCAACCCCAAAUCAUAGGCCGAUUACUCGGAGCGUGUCGAGGUCUAUGCGGUCUGAAAAAUCGCCCAAUCAACUACUUUUGUUGUCUCAGCAGACACCGUCACGAACACCUACCAGUGCGCGUCGUCGAUCGCCUCGUAACCAUCAAAUUGCCUUCGAGUCACCGUUCACCGCCACCCUCAACCAGCUAAUGUCCGAGGCCAACAAUCACACAUCGCCCCCACGUCAUUGUAGUUUCGAACUAGAUUUCGGAAACCUUCCUGAUUUGCCUCUUCUAGGCGACCCUAAUCAACAGGGCGACCAAGGACAGGUAAAUUUCAGUCUUGAGGACUUCUUCUCGACUGGUGUGCCAAUGCCGAGCUCGCCGUCGAAAGUGUUCCAUCUUUAUGAGGAUCCAAUGACGAUGGCGAAUGUGGAUUGGAGUGAGUUUAACAAUUUUGAUGCUAAUAUGCUGGAGAAAGGAAGCAAGGAUAAUGAGGGUGAUAAAAAAAUCGAGGAUAAGAAGGAGCACGGGUCUGGGGAGGAGCCCGGAGAGCCAACACAGCCGAAGGAAAGCUCCGAGGAGCAACAGCACAGCUGAUGAAUUAUGAAAGUGUUUUACGACUGUCAAUUACAUAGCGUGGUGUUAUGGAUUUGUCUGGAUACCAUGGUUGGGCAUAAGCACAUGGAGUAUUGAUUAGCAUAUUUUAGGUGGAAAUCAGAGCAUUGCACAGCAAAGCUUAUAAUUGAGUGCCAAUGAGCAGUCAAAAAAAAUUCAUAGCUA
Amorphotheca resinae ATCC 22711 is the source of this 4214-nucleotide messenger RNA. RefSeq lists its product as hypothetical. Gene Ontology annotation, biological process: regulation of transcription by RNA polymerase II; silent mating-type cassette heterochromatin formation; rDNA heterochromatin formation. The record is from RefSeq and is a predicted model, not a curated record. Gene Ontology annotation, molecular function: zinc ion binding. Lineage: Eukaryota; Fungi; Ascomycota; Leotiomycetes; Helotiales; Amorphothecaceae. The coding region runs from base 249 to 4031 and encodes 1260 amino acids. The transcript is spliced from 3 exons.